This is a messenger RNA of Rotaria sordida, 930 nucleotides long. NCBI's taxonomy places the organism in Eukaryota, Metazoa, Rotifera, Eurotatoria, Philodinida, Philodinidae. The record is from the annotation of a GenBank genome assembly.
AUGACUUCAACAAUUUUAUGUCGAACAAGUCGACAAAAUCAUCAAAUAUUAGUUUAUGUUAUUCGUAAUUCAUCUUCUACAUCAAAUCAAACAUCCAUUCGAUGGAAACGUCUUGCUUAUCAAAUAGGUGGUGGUCUUUUAACAACUGGUGCUUUAGGUUAUGCUUGGGCACAUUCACAAGCUGUUCAUGCAUCGGGUAAUAAAGCACAUUUAGUUUCAUUACCAUGGUCAUUUCAAGGUCCGUUUGAUUCACUUGAUCAUGCAUCUGUACGUCGUGGAUUUGAAGUAUAUAAACAAGUUUGUGCUGCUUGUCAUUCAUUGAGAUUUGUUGCUUAUCGUCAUUUGGUUGGUGUUACACAUACGGAAGAAGAAGCUAAAACACUUGCUGCUCAAGAUCAAAUUGAAGAUGGUCCUGAUGACAAAGGUAAUAUGUUCAAACGACCUGGCAAACUUACAGAUUAUUUACCGUCACCAUAUCCCAAUGAUAAUGCUGCUAAAGAUGGAAAUGCUGGAGCUUUACCACCUGAUCUUUCACUUAUAACACUUGGUCGUACGGAUGGUUGUAAUUACAUAUUUAAUUUAUUAACUGGUUAUCAAGAUCCACCAGCUGGUGUAAAAGGUGAACCAAAUCUUCACUACAAUCCAUAUUUUAGUGGUGGUUGGAUUGCUAUGCCUAAACAAUUGUAUGAUGAUCAAAUUGAAUACUCGGAUGGAACAAAAGCUAGCGAGUCUCAAUUAGCUAAAGAUGUAACAGAAUUUCUUAAAUGGACAGCUGAACGUGAUCAUGAUGAUCGUAAACGAUUAGCUAUUAAAGCUAUUCUAAUCUUUGCUCCUUUGGCUGUUUUAUCUUAUCAUUGGAAACGUGUUAAAUGGGCAACAUUGAAAUCACGCAAAAUUGCGUUUUAUCGACCAAAAGCAAAAGAUGAAUAA